This is a messenger RNA of Sarcophilus harrisii (Tasmanian devil), 645 nucleotides long. Its product is annotated as hemoglobin subunit epsilon. The record is from RefSeq and is a predicted model, not a curated record. Gene Ontology annotation, biological process: hydrogen peroxide catabolic process; oxygen transport. Gene Ontology annotation, molecular function: haptoglobin binding; oxygen carrier activity; heme binding. NCBI's taxonomy places the organism in Eukaryota, Metazoa, Chordata, Mammalia, Dasyuromorphia, Dasyuridae. Bases 81 to 524 code for a protein of 147 amino acids. Gene Ontology annotation, cellular component: hemoglobin complex; blood microparticle; haptoglobin-hemoglobin complex. The transcript is spliced from 3 exons.
CAGCCUAGGACUUGCUGCCACAUCAACCUGCUUUUGACACACAUCCAGUGUUAACAAGCAAACUCACAAAGACCGACAUCAUGGUUCACUUCACAGCUGAGGAGAAGACCGCCAUCACCACCACUUGGGCCAAGGUCAAUGUGGAGGAGACUGGUGGGGAAGCUUUAGGCAGACUGUUGGUUGUCUACCCCUGGACCCAGAGGUUCUUUGAUUCCUUUGGCAACCUCUCUUCUGCCUCUGCUAUCCUGGGAAACCCCAAGGUUAAGGCCCAUGGCAAGAAGGUGCUGACCUCUUUUGGGGAUGCCGUCAAGAACCUGGACAACCUCAAGGCUACCUUCUCCAAGCUGAGCGAGCUGCACUGUGACAAACUGCAUGUGGACCCUGAGAACUUCAGGCUCCUUGGGAAUGUUCUGAUUAUUGUUCUGGCUGGUCAUUUCACCAAGGAAUUCACUCCUGAAGUGCAGGCUGCUUGGCAGAAGCUGGUGACUGGUGUGGCCAAUGCUUUGGCUCACAAGUACCACUAAAUGUAGAUCUAUCUGUGGUGGGGGGUCUAUGGGCAAAUGGAAGCCCAAUCUUUGCAAGGGAAAGGGAUCAAUGGUAUUCAUACUGCCUUGUAGUCCUAGCCCUAAAUAAAGUGCUUUUGGC